Molecule: messenger RNA, 4506 nt
Organism: Engraulis encrasicolus (European anchovy)
Lineage: Eukaryota; Metazoa; Chordata; Actinopteri; Clupeiformes; Engraulidae
Product: rho guanine nucleotide exchange factor 33
Exons: 15
Coding region: 1-2472 (823 amino acids)
Molecular function (GO): guanyl-nucleotide exchange factor activity
Source: RefSeq, a predicted model, not a curated record
AUGAAGUCUCACGAGGGAGAGCUGGUGAGGGAGAUCUCCAAGCUCCAGGGUAUAGUGGCGGAGUUGAAGGCUGGCUUCUCGCGCGCGCUGCUGGAGCUGAGCCACAUCCAGCACGGGGACAGCCGACUGCAGAGCCAGCUGCAGGAGACACAGACCUGCUGCCACAAGAGAGCCCUGCACCUGGAGGCUCUGGUGCAGUCGCUACGGGAGGAGCUGGGUGAGGUCCGUGCCCAGAUCAGGCUUCUGUGUGGCAACCGCUUCAAGGCAGAGCCGGAGUCAAAGACGACACAGUCAGCAGAGGCCAGAGCACAGGGGUCUGCACUCACCCAGGGCAACAGUGAGACGGGGCACAGCUCUGGCAUAUGCCAGCCUGAUGGGGAUGGGGGAUGCCCGUGUCAGUGCCAGUGCCCGUGCCCGUGUGUGUGCAGCAUGUCUGCCUCCCCCAGCUCCUCUCUGAGGGCAGGACUGCUGCUGCACUGCUACCUUCAGGGGCUCCGUGCCGGACAGUACCAGGCCACAGAUGGAACAGUCAAUUGUCAAGUGGUACCCAUGUGUGUCAGGGUUCCACAGACUGUGAUAGGUUCCUGGGGAAGUGAGAUGCCACGCCCCUGCUCUCUUGAAGGAAGGAGGCAGCAGGUGAUUGUGCAGCUGCUGCAGUCGGAGUGGGAGUACGUGUCCAGCCUGGGCCAGCUCUACGACAAAUACAAAUCCCCACCUGAACUGGCCAACGCUGAACCACAGAAGGUGUUUCUGAGACAUGUGGAGCAGUUGCUGCAGCGCCACCUGGUGUUCCGUAAUGCACUGGAGGAGAAGCUGGCUGCGGACCAGUGGAGGUGCCUGGUGGGGGAUGUGUUUGGCAAACUGACAGGACAUGGCGAGGCGGCGUUUUCGGAGGCCUAUCUGGGUUACGUGUCCACUCUGCCUGCCAUUCUGAACGCUGAGAUCAGCAGAGUACCACAGGCAGCAAAGACCCACAAUGCCCAGGGUUGCCAGGAGAAAAAAGAAGGGGCGGGGCUUAUAUCGUUGCUCUUCUCACCUGUGUCAAGGAUCCACAGCUACCUGAGCAUCAUACAGAGUCUCCUUGACUGGACAGGAGGAGACCACCCGGACCGCCAUCUGCUUGAGGACACGCAAAGGAUUCUGGGACACAUCCGUUCCCGUGGCCACACCCUGCUGGAGCAGGACGUCCAAUCAGAAGAGAGGCCAGCUGCUGCAGUCACUGGAUUAAGAUGUGAGAUCCCCAGUCCAGACUGCCCCCCCUCUGCCUUCUCCAAAUACUCCCCCAACUCCAGAGACACCCUGACGCGCUCACAGCCUCACCGACAGGACAAUCCGAUCGCCAACUCACAUCCAUCCAGUCUGUGCCACCCAGCGGUCAAUGCUGCUGGUGUCUGCUGGAACCAGGGACCCUCCGCGUGGAACCUGCCCCCCGAUGCCACCCCUGUGCGGGUGCCUGUGCCAGCACCCAGGGAGAGGCCCGGAGAAGUGCGCUUCGUCCUGGACCCUUCCUCUGAGCAAGGAGGGGGGGCCACCACGGACAGCGACCCGGGACAGGGCCCCUCCCCACAGCCUCUGGUCAAGAGGAUGUACACUUCAGAGGUCUACCACGUUAACAGCCACCAGCACAGUCAGCAGCCACUACAGCAGGUGGUGGAGCUGGAGACGGACCCGGAGGACUUGGGCGACGCCUCUGUGUUCGACUACUCCUCCGUUACCACCUGCAGCCCCGACGACACGCUGGAGCUCCACCACCCCCACCACCCCCAUCCCCUCUCCCAUCACCACCUCCACGCCAACGGCUGCAUGGCAACGGAGCGCAGCAACGGCACGGAGGAGAGCCGCGAGGAGGAAGAUGAGGAGGAGGAGGAGGACAGUCAGAUCCCCGUGCUGCUCAAGCCCUCCUACACGCUCCCGCGCCUCAAGCCCUCGGGACAGAGGCCGCCCCUCUCCCCCAGGCUGGCACACCGCGAGCGGGACGCGGGAGGAGGGGGCCACCGGGACCGGGAGGGUGGUGGUGGUGGAGGUGGUCAGGGCCACAGGGACGGGCCCGUCUGCACUCGGUGGCAGAUCCCCAGAGCCGCCCCCAACCCCCCCAUGCACACGCAGGCCCACGCCCAGAUGCAGCAGGCUGGUAGCCAGGUGUGCAUCAUGCUGGGUGGAGGUGGAGGUGGAGGAGGGGGUACGGUGGAGAGGAGGGAGAGGAGAGUGAAGCUCCAGAGGCAGCCUUCCAGAGCAUUCCGGCCCAUAUGGGACCAGCCCUAUAGACAGGGAGAUGAGACUCCUGACAGGGACCAAUCACAACCCCAAAGGGGAGUGACAUCACAGGGGCAUCCAACGUCCAAACCACAGCAGGACAGAGAUGGAGUGAGGUCCUCUCUGUACAGUGGUGGGGCCACACAAAUGGCUGCGCAUGGCAACCGAAACGCUUGGAACGAGAGUGAGGAGAGCGAAGGACCUUGCAGCACUGUUUAACAAACACACACACACACACACACAGGCAGGCGUGCACCGCAUACACACGCACGCACACACACUAUUAUUCAUUCCCUAUAUUUCUUCAAUCACUGAUGUGUUGCUUUGUCAUUUGACUUGAGUCAGAUUCAUCUCGUGGCUUGCCUCCCAUGCUGGGCUUCUGCCAUUGGCAGAGAAGGUUUUUGGUGCUCCUCUCCAUACAAAGACAUGCUGUAUAUAUUUUUUCUUUUUCUUUUCUCAUUGGCAGUGCCAUUAUGACGAGUUGGUCCAAGUCGUUUAAACUCAACAGCUAAUUAAUGCUAAUUAAAUACAGCCUGUAAUACAGUUUUCUGUUAUUACAAAUGAGGAAUGUUGCUGAGAAAAACACACCAUGUCACGUAAAGUCUGCAGUGUUGCCUUCAUAACGUUGGGCAAUGACUAUUAAGAUGGCUGAUCUGUCUCUCAACAAACACCAUUGUUUUUUUUACACACGCACACACACGCACACACACACUCUCCUGCAUGGGGAUAGACUAACUCAGAGAUGUAUAGAAUGUAUAAAACAGAUAAUAAUAAUAAUAACAACAACAGAAGAACAAAAAAAUUAAUUCAGAAGCCAGACUUUCAAUAAAGUUUGAUUAUGUACAAAAUAAGACCAGGUGAUUUUUUUAUUAAUCUCUUUUCAGAACAUGAAUACAAAAUGCUUUUUUUGUCCAUGGUUAAAGGCCACACAACCACCAGCUGCUCUUGUUGCUGCCGCUGCUUGACCAAGACAAGACCAGACCAGGCCAGGGGAACUCUGGGAUAGCCUGGAGGACCACCCCCUAACACACAUGAAGUGUCCCGGGAGCCCCACGACGGACAUCAAGACGUACAAACAAGAACAAAUAACGACAGACGCACCUAUUAACAUCGGGACAAGGGAACAAAAAAAACUAAAACAAACAAAAUGCCAAAGCACAUUUAGAACAUCUCACCCUCCCCCCCGGUACACAAACAGGAUGUGACAUCAUAAGAGGAGGACAUGAGUCCGGUAAGGCCGCCAUGAGGGGGAUUCCUUGUGGGUUAAAGGCUACAAGUCAUUCAAGUUGCUAUCGUCCUUUCCUCUUGCCUUGCUGUUGCCCCCUACUCUGUGAAGAAAUCAAUCGUUUCCCCGCUUUUCAGUGUUUCCCCCCCAUUCCACAUACCUAUGCUAUGAAUAACUUCUGAAUUAGGUUUUUGCAAGAUUUUGCAUAAAAACUUCAACGAUCGAUGAUGAGCUUUGUGUCACAAGGCUGUCGGUCAGAGGAAAGGACACAAGAGACUCGAAUGACUUGCACACAAAGUCUGGGUGCCUCGGGGGCUUGUCCUAUAGGGGUAGUAGGGCAAACACAGCAACGUGGGUGUGUCUGCAUACCUGUGGAGUGUUUGCUUCAAAGUGUGUGUCUGUGUGUGUGUGUACUGAUCAUGGGGCUCAAGGAUCCACUUCGGUUUAGAGUAAUUAGUGUGUGUGUGUGUGUGUGUGUGUGUGCAUGUGUAGACUAUUUAGUUUGCGGUCUAUAUAACAGUACAGCCCUAAAGUGCAGAAAGUCAGACUCGACCCCAUUCUUGCCUAUGUUUUUGGGGCUUUUUUUUCUCUUUUUGUUUGUUUUUUUAAAGUUUGCUUCUUGGUCAUCCAAAAACGUCAAUCUUUUCAACUGAGAACAGGUCAAUCCACCCACCCAGCCAGCCAGCCAAUUAGCUGUUAAUAAGUCUGCCAACAGUGUAGUGGUUCAUUAGACUGUAUUAAAUCAAAAGGUUGCCGUGUGCCAAGUGUAUUCAUUUGGUUUGACAAAGCAGAUAUGCUCAGAUGGCCAUCUUAAACCGCAUUAUUAUUUUCUAUGUGUACGUGUCGUGUGUGCCUGUGUGUGUGCGUGUGUGUCUUGUAGGAUUGUCUGAUGGACUGUAUUCCACUCUUACAUCAAAAUAAAAAAUAUUAUCAUGGCUUUGGGUAGAAAUAGGGCUUUAGAUUUCCAUAAAAGGCAAAGAGUUUCCAUUCACACACACACACACACACACACACACACGCACACGCAC